AUGGUAAUUCAAUCACCAAUUUAUCUAGUUGCAAGUGGAGAUUCACGUUUAGCUGCUAAUCAAACAUGUUGGGAAGCACAAGAUAAUCUUGAAAAAGCUCUUAAUAAAACUUUUCAAUCAUUUAAUCAUACAAUAAAACGUGCACAUGAAUAUGAUGAAAUAAAAAAACAUGGUUUUAUUGAUAGUCAACGUAUGGGUAUGCAAGUAUUUGCUAAUUUACCAUCAGAUAAUGUACCAUUAAUUGUUGCUGAAGCUGUUUGGCAAUAUUCUCAUCAUGUUCUAGCUGGUUUAACAACACAUAAAGGUCCAAUAUUAACUGUAGCAAAUUGGAGUGGACAAUGGCCUGGUCUUGUUGGUAUGCUUAAUUUAAAUGGUUCAUUAACAAAAGCAAAUAUUAAAUAUAGUACAUUAUGGUCUAUUGAUUUUACUGAUGAAUUUUUUUUGAAUAAACUCAAAGAAUGGCUUGAGAAUGGUACAAUUGAACAUGAUAUAUCUCAUAUACGAUCAUUAAAACAAUGUAAACAAAUAUCGAGUGAAUACGAAGAAAUUGGAAAGAAAACUGCGGAAGAUUUAUUAAAAAAUAAAGCAAUUAUGGGUGUAUUUGAUGAAGGUUGUAUGGGAAUGUAUAAUGCUAUUGUACCUGAUGAACUCUUACAUAAAUUAGGUAUAUUUAAAGAACGUCUUAGUCAAUCAGCACUUUAUUAUGAAAUGCAAAAUACAAAAGAUGAAGAAGCUCGUGCUGUAUAUGCAUGGUUAAAACGAAAAGAAAUGACAUUUAUAAUUCCAGAAGAACAAAUUGAUUCUAAAGAUUUAACUGAUGAUCAAAUUCUUUGGCAAUGUAAAAUGUAUAUUGCUGCCGUACGUUUAGCAGAUGAUUUCGGUUGUGAUUUAAUUGGAAUACAAUAUCAACAAGGUUUAAAAGAUUUAGUACCAGCAUCAGAUCUUGCCGAAGGUUUACUUAAUAAUGUUGAUCGACCGCCUGUUAAAGAUCGUACAAAUGCAUAUGACCUUUAUCCAGAUGCAGCUCUACCACAUUUUAAUGAAGUUGAUGAAUGUGCUGGUAUUGAUGCAUUAAUUACAAAUCGUGUUUGGAAACAAUUAGGUUAUUCACCAGAAACAACAUUACAUGAUGUACGUUAUGGAGAAGAUUAUAAUGGAAUAUUUACAUGGGUUUUUGAAAUAUCUGGUGCUGUUCCACCUGAACAUUUAGUUGGUGGUUAUAAAGGUGCUAUUAGUGUACGUCAACCACCAAUGUAUUUUCAAAAAGGUGGUGGUACAAUUCGUGGUAUAUCAAAACCAGGCGAAGUUAUUUGGAGUCGUGUUUAUAUAGAGGAUAAUCGAUUGAAAGUCGAUAUUGGUCGUGCACAUGCUGUAGAAUUACCAAGUGAGGAAACUGAACGACGUUGGCGUGAUACAACACCACAAUGGCCGAUGAUGCAUGCACAAUUACUUGGUAUUACACGAGAUCAAAUGAUGGCUAAACAUAAAGCUAAUCAUGUACAAGUUGCAUAUGUACCUGAUGUUCAAGCUGCACAAAAAGCACUUGCUGUUAAAGCAGCUUGCUUUCAAGCAUUAGGUCUUGAAGUAAUUAUAUGUGGAACUGAAACUGGGCUUGAGUAA
Messenger RNA from Adineta steineri, 1620 nucleotides. The record is from the annotation of a GenBank genome assembly. NCBI's taxonomy places the organism in Eukaryota, Metazoa, Rotifera, Eurotatoria, Adinetida, Adinetidae.